Molecule: messenger RNA, 5091 nt
Organism: Camarhynchus parvulus
Lineage: Eukaryota; Metazoa; Chordata; Aves; Passeriformes; Thraupidae
Gene: SCML2
Product: Scm polycomb group protein like 2
Exons: 15
Coding region: 709-2898 (729 amino acids)
Biological process (GO): regulation of DNA-templated transcription
Cellular component (GO): nucleus
Molecular function (GO): protein binding
Source: RefSeq, a predicted model, not a curated record
UCCCGCUCCCCGCGGAGGCGGGCAGGGGGAGGGAGGAGCGGAGAGAGAAAGGGAGGCGAGGUGGACGUCGCGCUCCCUACUAGGGCUCGCACCGCAGCCUCCGCCCGCCGUGGCCGCCGGGCGCCCCGGUCCCGGGUUCCCCUCCUCGGCAACACCAUCGCGCUGGAGGCGGCACCGGGUCUGGCCGGGGCUGCCCCAAGUUCCAGCGCCGCUCCCCUCCUCUGUGGGCUGAACUAAGAGUGCAGCGGGUCCCGCCGACCCCGCCCGCGGGGACCCGCGGGUGGCCGAGUCCGAGCGCAGCUGCGAGGGUGAGAGGAGCGGGGCGGCUCUGUCUGCCGGCGCUAACAGCGUGCCUCUCUCUGUCCGGGGGUGGCCGCGACUCCCGGUAGCAGGAGCUCCGGCGGGCAAGGGCGGCACGGGAGAUCUCCGAGCCGCCGGUGUCUCCGGGACGAGCGGCGGGGCCGGCGGCGUUUGACAGGAGCCCGAGCAGGACACGCCUCCCCUCGCCGGGGCGGCCCCGCUGCCUCCCCCGCGGCGGCGGUGGCGGUGGCGGUGGCUCCCCGUCCUCCCGGCGGGGGCUGCGCCCGAUCGUCCCUGCCCGCUGACGGCCGAGGCUGGCGAGGAAACUGUUGUGCUGAAAGGAAGAAUUAACUGGUCUUUCAACUUCAGCCUUUUUAUUGUGAGAGGGGAGAUCACAGAAGUGUUACCAUGGGGAGAACAGCAGCGAAAGAUUCAAAGAAUAUUAGAAAAGAGAAAGAUGGAAAGAAUCAGCAGGCAAACAACCCAUCUUUAAAAAGUGAACAGUUUAAUUGGGAUGAUUAUCUGAAAGAGACUGAAUCAGUAGCUGCCCCUCUGCAUUGUUUCAGACAGUCUAGAAUUCCGCCUACGAAUGAUUUCAAAGUUGGCAUGAAGCUGGAAGCCCACGAUCCUCGCAACGUUACCUCAGUUUGUAUUGCUACAGUCAUUGGAAUCACUGGUGCCAGGCUACGGCUGCGGCUCGAUGGGAGUGACAACAAAAAUGAUUUCUGGAGGCUUGUGGAUUCCUCAGACAUACAGCCCAUUGGGACCUGUGAAAAGAAAGGGGGCAUGCUCCAGCCUCCACUUGGGUUCCAGAUGAAUGCAUCCUCUUGGCCAAUGUUUCUCUUAAGAACUCUCAAUGGAGCUGAAAUGGCACCUGCAGCAUUCUUUAAAAAGGAGCCACCAAAACCUGUGCCAAACUGCUUUAAAGUUGGAAUGAAACUUGAAGCUAUAGAUAGGAAGAACCCAUACCUGAUUUGCCCAGCAACCAUUGGAGAUGUUAAAGGAGAUGAAGUUUUUGUUACAUUUGAUGGUUGGAGAGGAGCAUUUGACUAUUGGUGCAGGUGUGAUUCUCGAGAUAUUUUCCCAGUCGGAUGGUGUAGCUUGACAGGAGAUGCAUUACAGCCACCAGGAAACAAUGUUUCCAUUACAAAGAGCAGUGCAAAAAUCCAAUCUUCCCCUUCCAAAGUGACCCGGCGUUCAAUGCAGUCUCCACAGAAAUCUGCUCCAGUUCCAGCGCAGCGGAGCAGGAAACCAGGUCGGGGCAAACCCCCUGGACAGUCUGCAGUUCCCAAGAAGGGCAGGUCUCCUAAAAAUAUUCCCCUGACAAAAAGCACCUCUCAUACUGAAAAUCUUAAAACAAGGAAAAAAAGUUUAAAACCUGGAAAAAAGAAAAAAAUCUUGCCCGAACAACUGGCUCCUACAUCUCUUUCUCCUCAGUCAUCUCCUGAGGGGGAAAAUGGCACUGCACAGAUACUUAAAGAUGGAAUCAGUUUGUCUGGUGCAACUGCAGCAGUUAUAUCCACAGUGUGUGUUUAUGUGAACAAAUGUGGAAAUUCUGGGCCUCACCUGGAUAAGAAGAAGGUUCAGCAGCUUCCAGACCAUUUUGGACCAGGUCCUGUAAAUGUGGUACUUCAGCAGGCUGUUCAGGCUUGUGUGGAUUGUGCCUAUCAAGCCAAAACAGUCUUUGGAUUUCUGAAAUCUGGCCAUCAUGGAGGGGAAAUGAUAACUGCUUCCUUUGAUGGGGAAAAGCAUGCCAUCAAUCUUCCUUCUGUAAACAGUGCAUCGUUUGUCCUACGCUUCUUGGAGAAGCUCUGCCACAGUCUGCAAUGUGAUAAUCUCUUCAGUAGCCAGCCCUUCAGCCCUUACAUGGGAUGUGCCCACAGUCCUAUGGAGUACGAUAGGAAUAAGCCAGCCAAAGAAGAAAUACCUGAGAACAGGAGUGCUAAACGCUACCCUCAGGACUCUCCACCAUACACUGCUCCUCUUUCCCCUAAGCUUCCCAGAAAUGAUGCUCAUCCAUCUGAAGCAGAAACACUGCCUAUAGAGGAAAACAGCACUUCCAAAGAACACCGAUUUUCUGAGGAUUCUAUGGAUUCUGCACUUAAUUCUGUAAAUCCAUCAAACCCAGCCUGUCGGAAUUCCACGGAGUACCGCCCUUCAGGAAAUGCUGCAUAUUACAGAAACUCCCAUCAGCCAGCAACUGCUACCUCAAAUUCAGCCCCAGUCCUGCGCAGGCUGUCCCUGAGCUCGGCUGGGAGCAGUGGUUACUAUGAAGUCAGCAGGAAUAGGAUACAGCGGCGGAUUGAAGCUGCAAGUUCCACAACUGGACCGGAUUUGAAUUCACUAAAAAGGGAACCUUCAAGAAUAUUGAAUAAGGAUCCAUCUACUUGGUCAAUAGAGGAAGUAGUGCGUUUUGUGAAAGAAGCUGAUCCACGGGCACUGGCUCCACAUGCAGAACUCUUCAGGAGACAUGAAAUUGAUGGGAAAGCACUACUCUUACUGAGGAGUGAUAUGAUAAUGAAAUAUAUGGGACUGAAGCUGGGGCCUGCCCUAAAGUUGUGCUACCACAUUGAACGACUUAAACAAGGAAAGUUCUAGCCAGUGGGGAUCCCACAAACGUGAGUUGGAGUCACACCAAGCUCUCAGGUCCACAGCCAUCGCCUUCAUUUGAAAUGCUUUUGCUGAUAGAAACCUUUAUUUUUUGGAAGUGGCCUCGAAUUGUAAAAGAGACAUUCAGGAUAAAAGGGGGGGAGGGAUUUGUAUUACAUUCUAGUAUUUUUGCAAACUCUUUCACAGAAAGUUGGCAGGGAGGGACAAUUGAUCAUACCGGGUGUGGGCAGAUCUGGUAACAAUGCUCUCCGAAUCCUGAAAAGUGUGUUCUGUGUUACAGGCUUCAGCCAAUGUGUUCAUAUCCAGAACCAAAACAGCUGAAUCCCAAAGGGAGAUAAUAAAUUAAACCAGCAUCAGGUGUUAAUAUUUUUUACAGGGGUGGCUGUAAACUUUUAUAUUGCAAGAAAAUCUUAAAAUAGAAGAUUUCAUCUCUGUAGUGAAUAUUCUGGUCUUUCAGAAGAGAGGAAGGGUAAUGGAAGAGAGGGCUUAAUACAAGUAUAAGCUUUUAUAAAGUGUGAUUAUCAGUCCUUUGGGAAGUUAUGAGGACAAAUGUAUCAUAUAUUGUCAGUUUAGGCAGGCAGUAAAUAUUUCUGUUUCAUGGAAGGUCAUAUUGGCUGUAUAAACAGCCAUUUCUGAGACAGACUGAUUUCACUGGAACAAUGCAUCCACAUAUUAAACAUUCCAUCUUUUUGCUAAGUUUGGCAUGAAUGUGUUCAUGCUUUUUAUAUGUACACGUGUAUGUGUCAGGGAAAUACAUACUAUAUAAAAAUAUACAUACACACUGUACAUAUAUUUUCAGUUUUUUAAUGUGUACUUUGCACUGUGCCAGAGAGAACUGUACAAUUUCUUGGGGUUUUUUACCAGUAAAUUUAGUUGUGUAUUACUUUCAUUAGCACCUGUUUAAUUUGUUCUUGGAGUCAGAAGGUGACAAACAAUCAAAAGGUGUUUUCAUUCAUACAGGCAAGAUCCCUGAACUAUGCAAUACUCCUGGUUAUUCAUCCCUUAACUCUGAGCCAUAUAUUCUGAUAUAUAUUUGGAAAGACACAUUUGGUUCCAAUGUUUUGGGUUUAUAUUUCCUGUGAGGAAGUGCUACUAUGUAACUGAUUAACCUUUUUUGGGUAAAAUUGGUGCUGUUUGUAUAAGCUGCAAGAAUGAGUGGUGAUAAUAAAACACUUUGUUGUCACUGCCAGUUGUAAAAUACAUCAGGGACAAGAAAAUAUACUUUCUGUUUAGGAAACUGAAUGUACUGUAUGUAAUAGUCAAGUGAUAAAACUGUUUGUUAGGGAAGGUGUAGUCCUAAAAUGGUAGGAUUUAUUAUAUUUCUUAAUGCCUUUUUAUAUGAAAGCAUAUAGUAUAAAUGUAUUUUUUACAAAUUCCUUUUUUGAAGAUGACUUUCUUUACCCAUAGACUGAUACUCAUCAGAUUUCAGCAGAGGUACUGCUAGAAAACAGUGAAUUUUGUGACUCACAAGUCCAAGUAUUUUGUUAUUUUAAGUGACUGCAAUGCAAUUUCAAUUCAGAAAGUCAUUUGGGUCCUGAGAAUUGUUUUUGUUAUUACAUCAUUAGACAUUUGACACUAAAGUUUAUCUGUAUCGAUUUGUUUUGCAUAUCUUUUGUGGUGCAUGUAUGCUUAGAUGAUACAAUACAGGCGUGCUCUUAAUAGUAAGAAAACGUCAGAGCAUUGAUUGAAGAAACAGUGUUUUCUCUUGGUGUUAGAAAAAUUCUGGCUUCACUUUCAUAUGGUUACACCAAGAAUUAUAUAUUAAUGAAAACAUCAUGCCCCACGUGUUCAGUAUAUUGUUUAUACAUAUAUAUAAUUGUAUGCUACUACUUCUGUGCUUUAUUAUGCUGAAUUUGGCUUCUUCAGCAUAAAAAGAUCCCGUACAAUUUAAGUGGAAGUAAUUGACUGAAAACAGUUUUCAUUUUUUACAUUGCCUUUGGCAUAAGAAGAACAAAGAUGUUUGAAUUUUCUGUUUGGUUUUUUGUAUAUGGCACUAUUAUGGGUAUAAAUAUUUGUUCAAGGCUUUCUGUGUACCCAUGUGCACAAAGAUAACUGUGAUGUUGCUGUACCAGAAUUUCUCCGUGUGCUGUUGCGUGAGUUUCAAGCAUUCAGAGAAUAUAUUUUUUAUUCUUAAUUUUCAGUGGGAUGUUCUUAUCUAGCAAGAAAAAUAAAAUAGUUUGU